CCCGGGGGAGCAGAGAGACACAACGCGAGGCCAGCCCGACGGGCAAGAAGCGCGCCGCUUCCUUCCGGCCCCGGAGCGUCUUCGGCGUCUAGCCCCGCCCCAUCUGAUCUGCAUAUUCAUGAGAGGGGCGGGCCCCCGGGAUGAAGAGGGCUCCCGGCCGCCGCCGCCUUUUCGUCCUGAGCCCCGCCCUCCUCCUGAGCCCUUCCGCAUCGAUUCGGCCUUACUUCUGGCCGGCCUCCCGCGCGCCUUUCCGAGGGAUGUGAGGGGAGAUGGGGAGCGGUCUGUUUUCUCCCACCCAAGAAGGGGCGCGGGGAUGGGGGGAAGCCCAAAUUCAGACAGACGGCUCUUUUCCCUUCAUCUCUAUGGUUAAAGGGGCUGGGGAAGCCACUUCCGGCUGGUUGCUGUGGAUACCGAUAUCAACUUCCGUCAGCUGGGAGUAGGGGGGAGCGGAGAGGAAGAGGACAGAAGCAGGCGCCUAUCGACCCGGGGGGAAGAGAACCGCCUCGAAUAUGCCUGGGAAAGAGCUUUACAAGCGCAAGCAGAGCCAAAUUGCACUUAGACCUUCUAAAUCAACUAUAAGGAGACGGGAUGAAGAAGGCGGUGCUGAAGUGGAAGGAGGAGCAGAUGAAUGGACCCAGGCCAAGACCUUAAUCAAGCCCCUGGACCAGCUGGAGUUGACAGAUGCUGAAUUGAAAGAAGAGAUCACCCGCAUCCUGACAGCCAGUAACCCACACGCUCCACAGAACAUCGUCAGAUACAGUUUUAAAGAGAGAGCCUUCAAGCAAACUAGUGUGGUGGACCAGCUGGCCACUCAUUUCUCUCUUUAUGGAAACCUGAUAUUCAAAGAUUCGGAUGAGGGUCGGAGGCAGAGCAUGAGACACAGCUUAACUGCUGCUGUGAUUUCAUCAGUUGUGCUGGACUUUGAGGCCAUGGAUGCAGAACUUAAAGAAGAGCAAACAGAAGGAGAAGUGGGGGAAGGGGAAGGAGAAGGUGAAAAAACUGACCAGCUGGCUGCGGCCCCAGAAGAAAAAGAAGAAGAAGAAGUAGUUCAUCCCCGUCAAGCGCAAGAACGAAAGCUCACCAACCAGUUUAACUUCAGCGAGAGAGCCUCGCAGACCUACAACAACCCUGUGAGGGACAGGGCAUGUCAGAUGGAGCCCCCACCUAGAGCUACCUUCUCUGACACUGCUAACCAGUGGGAAAUCUACGAUGCCUACGUGAAGGAGCUCCAUAAACUGGAAAAGUCAAAAGAGAAAGAAAAGCAAAAAGCCCCAGUUGCAAAGAAAGGAGACAAGAUGCGGGGAAGGAAAUUAACUUCUCUAGAAUCUCAGAGUGAUGACAUCACGAAGGUGGUGAAGGCAGCUAAGAUAGUGGAGCGGAUGGUCAACCAAAACACCUUUGAUGACAUUGCCCAAGACUUUAAAUACUUUGAAGAUACCUCUGAUGAAUACCGAGAUAACCUGGGGACUCUCCUUCCCCUGUGGAAGUUUCAGUAUGAUAAAGCCAAGAGACUGGCAGUCACUGCCCUCUGCUGGAACCCCAAAUACAAAGAUUUGUUUAUCGUGGGACAUGGCUCUUAUGACUUCACAAAGCAGAGCCGAGGGAUGCUCCUGCUGUACUCCUUGAAGAACCCUUCUUUCCCAGAAUACAUCUUCAACAGCGAGAGUGGCAUCAUGUGCCUCGACAUCCACAUUGACCAUCCCUACCUUAUUGUCGUGGGUUUCUAUGAUGGCAACGUGGCCAUCUACAACCUGAAGAAGCCCACCAGCUCCCAGCCUGGAUACAAGAGCAGUGCCAAGUCUGGCAAGCACACCGACCCCGUGUGGCAGGUCAAAUGGCAGAAAGAUGACAUGGACAACAACUUGAACUUCUUCUCUGUCUCUUCCGAUGGGCGCAUUGUGUCCUGGACUUUGGUUAAGAAUGAGCUGGUUCAUACAGAUGUCAUCAAGCUGCUUGUAGAAGGGACGACGAUGGAAGGGCCUGAGGGGCUGCAGCUGCACACCAUCGGCUGUGGGACUUCAUUUGACUUUCACAAGAAGAUAGAUUAUUUGUUCCUUGUGGGGACAGAAGAAGGCAAAAUCUACAAAUGUUCAAAGUCCUAUUCAAGCCAGUUCCUGGACAUCUUUCAUGCACACCAUAUGGCCGUUGAUGCUGUGAACUGGAAUCCCUUCCACAGCAAGGUCUUCAUUUCCUGCAGUUCAGACUGGACAGUGAAGAUCUGGGACCACACCAUCAAGACUCCCAUGUUCAUCUAUGACCUGAAUUCUGCUGUUGGAGAUGUUGCCUGGGCUCCUUAUUCCUCCACUGUUUUUGCUGCAGUUACCACUGAUGGAAAGGCCCAUAUCUUUGAUCUGAGUGUCAACAAGUAUGAACAAAUCUGCAAUCAGCCGGUGGUGGCCAAGAAGAAGAACAAAAUUACUCACGUCCAGUUCAAUGCCAUCUACCCGAUCGUCAUCAUCGGAGAUGACCGGGGCCACGUGACCUGCCUGAAGCUUUCUCCCAACCUCCGCAAGAUGCCUAAGGAAAAGAAAGGCCAGGAGGUUCAGAAAGGCCCAGAAGUGGAGAUUGCAAAGCUGGACAAACUGCUGAACCUGGUAAGAGAGCCAGUGGCCAAAACCAGCAAAUGAAGUGAGACUGCUGCUUCCCCCCCCCCCAGCUCAGCUCUGCCUCCUCGCAUGCAGUUGGGAAGUCCCGGCUCCCAGGAACAAGCACCCCUUUGUAGGCUGCAGCGCCCUGCGUGGACAGCUGCCCCACAGCCCUUUUUUAUUCUGAAACAAAAGUGUUGUUUUUGGUUUUGAAUACAGAAAAAUAAAAGCUGAGACUUGACAGCCAUGCUGGCUCUCAUCCAGCCA
Rhineura floridana is the source of this 2852-nucleotide messenger RNA. It is a transcript of the gene DNAI1, whose product is annotated as dynein axonemal intermediate chain 1. Gene Ontology annotation, molecular function: dynein light chain binding; dynein heavy chain binding. Bases 510 to 2627 code for a protein of 705 amino acids. The record is from RefSeq and is a predicted model, not a curated record. Gene Ontology annotation, cellular component: outer dynein arm. Lineage: Eukaryota; Metazoa; Chordata; Lepidosauria; Squamata; Rhineuridae. Gene Ontology annotation, biological process: cilium movement; outer dynein arm assembly. The transcript is spliced from 20 exons.